Molecule: messenger RNA, 1747 nt
Organism: Toxotes jaculatrix (banded archerfish)
Lineage: Eukaryota; Metazoa; Chordata; Actinopteri; Toxotidae
Product: proton channel OTOP3-like
Exons: 7
Coding region: 17-1747 (576 amino acids)
Biological process (GO): proton transmembrane transport
Cellular component (GO): membrane
Molecular function (GO): proton channel activity
Source: RefSeq, a predicted model, not a curated record
AAUUAAAAAGGAGAAAAUGAAUCCUGAUCCAGGAGCCACAGAGCUGGAUUCCCCCUGGGUGGCUCCCGGAAAGCCCACCUGUGAUGAAGCAGACAGCCAGAUUCAGGACCAGGAGCUGGAUCCGGUGCUGGUCUGGGUUCCCAGCGGGAAGCGUCUGAUCUCAGGCCUGCUGGGUAUGAAUGUGGUCCUGCUGGGAGCGGCUCUGGUGGGAGGCCAGGCUUUCAACCCCGAGGGCCUGAAGCACCAGGAGCCCCAGGUGUUCCUGCUGCUGCUGAUGGUGGCCAGUUUGAUCUGGAUGCUGUGGUACCUGCUGUGGGCCAGGAAACAGCCCGGAAUCUGCCCACAUAAAGACCACCAUGCUGGGGGAAUCACUGUCAUCUUGGUCCUCAUCCUGUUCGCUGUCUUCAGCAUGCUGCUGUACAUCUGCAGGACAGGUUAUCUGAUCAGUGUGAGGGAGUGUACACCUGCUGCCAAAGUGCUCUCUCCGUUCAUAGAGGCUCCUUUUCUCGCGCUGCAGACGUAUUUGCUGUGGGCUCACUCCAAAGACUGUAUCCACAGACACAAGAUAAUCACCAGGUCCGGGCUGAUGGUGAUCCUCUCUGCCGACCUGCUGCUGUGGCUGAACGCGGUCACAGAGGACACCAUCCACGAGGAGAUCGAGUUAGAAAAGGAAGACAGACUUUAUUUCAACAACACAAGCUCAUCUGGAGCCGACAUCUCCGAUUCAGCAGAUAAUUCGACAUUGUGUCAGUGCAGUGCGAGUGCAGCCUGCCUCACCUUCAGGAAAGGCUUUGAGAUCCUUUAUCCCUUCCACAUCGAGUUCUACCUGAUGGCAGGCUGCAUGAUCUAUGUGAUGUGGAAGAACGUGGGCCGCAGGAUGAGUCCACCUCAGCAUGUUGGUCAGAAGGUGACCUUUCAUAUCGUCUACCAAGGUGGGAUCCUAUACGGCCUUGUGUUUGGUGGCCUGGUCCUCGUAGCAGGGGUGACCGCAUUCAUUCUCUAUCAGGUCUGGGUGAGCCAGCCGCAGCUCCGCGUCACUGCCUUCCUCAUAUUUUACGGCUACCAUUUAUCCGUCAUGCCUGUCAUGUCUUUCUGCUCCCUGGCUGGGCUGCUGGUCCACCGGCUGGAGAGGAGGGCACAUGAAGGGGGACACAACCCUACCCGCAGCCUGGAUGUGAUCCUCCUGGUGGCAGCAGCUCUGGGCCAGCUCGCCCUCUCCUACUUCUCCUUAGUGGCGGCCCUGGCUUUGGGGACGAGUGGGCUUCUGGGAGACCUGGACCUGUCCUACUCCCUCCUCAGCUUGCUGGAGCUCAUCCUCCAGAACAUCUUCAUCAUCGAAGGCCUCCACAGGCACCCGAACCUGCUCACCAAGAAGAGACAGAAGCAGAGGAGCAGCAUUUUUAAGCCUAAGAAAAAGGUCACAGCGUCAAUAGAAGAGAAGAAGAGGACAGAUAUCUCACUGCUGGAGGGCAACACGUCAGCACCCCCUGCUGUUCAGGAGCAUGAUGGGAAAAAGUCAUGGACUAAAAGAGCGAUACAGGAAAUCUGUGCCUUCCUGAUCCUUUCUAAUAUCAUGCUGUGGGUCAUCCCUGCCUUCGGAGUCCACCCGCAGUUUGAGAACGGCCUGGGGAAGCAGUUUUUCGGCUUCAGUGCUUGGUUUGUUCUGGUGAACCUGGGCCAGCCGCUCAGCGUCUUCUACAGGAUGCACUCAGUGGGAGCUUUAAUGGAGCUGCUCAUCUCGGCAUGA